Lentinula edodes (shiitake mushroom) is the source of this 1008-nucleotide messenger RNA. RefSeq lists its product as uncharacterized. NCBI's taxonomy places the organism in Eukaryota, Fungi, Basidiomycota, Agaricomycetes, Agaricales, Omphalotaceae. Gene Ontology annotation, molecular function: protein binding. Bases 1 to 1008 code for a protein of 335 amino acids. The transcript has 5 exons. The record is from RefSeq and is a predicted model, not a curated record.
AUGCCUCCCCGUGGCAAUGAAGGACUGGACUUUACCCCAAUCUUAACUCACUAUUUGUUUCUCUUCACGUCUCUUCUUGCCAUUCUUGCAUGGUUCAUAGCAUUCAUCGGUCAAAUUAUUGCGACUGCUAGUCGCGGUAAUGGCGAUGUCGGAGUUUUAUGGUUCGCAAUAUUCCUUCAACUUGCUCUUAUUCUCGGCGUCCUCUAUACCCUAGCAAGCGAUUCUAUAGCAAUGCACCGUUUCCAAAUAUCAGUAUUUGGUGCAGUCGCCAUCGUAUUCGCUGUCAAUGGUGUACAAGCUGGUAUUUUUACCGGUAUAGGUUCGCUCGAUGCAAUGUCUGUCGGAUGGCUCAUCCUUGCCAUGGUUGACAUUGUGUGGGUCUUGUACUUCACCUCAGAGGAAGACUCUCUAGCGCUGCACAUUUUCAAUUCUAUGGGCACAGGCGGCCUAACUCCUCCAUCAAGACGUCGCAGGACUCGGGCACAAUCUGUGCAUAACGUCACCAAUGGAUACGGAGGCUACGCCUCUGGAGGCGGGAUCGGAGCGCACGACGUGCCUUACAAUGGGAAAAUGGUUAGUGGUAUGGGUAGCGGAACUCUGGCGAGUCCAAUUGGUAUGGGCAACACUGCACUUCGGAGUACAAAGAGCUUUGAACCUAGUCCAGAUGCUGCGACGCGUAGCUUGGGAGGAGGAAGCAUUACUAAUGUUCCUGGUGGCGGAGGACCGGGAUCAAGUAGUGGUGGAGAUAAUGGUCCCAGCUCACCGCUUAUGGCUGGUGCUGGUGCAAGCGCGCCGCAGGCUACACCAACAGAUCCCGCCGUUGCAGAAUACAUCUAUAAAGCAAAAGCCCUAUACACAUAUACCCAAUCACCCGAUGACCCGAACGAGAUAUCCUUCAACAAAGGUGAACUCCUUGAUAUUAUGGAUACGCAGGGCAAAUGGUGGCAGGCCAAAAAAUCAGACGGGACGGUUGGAAUCGCUCCGUCAAAUUAUCUACAGAUUAUAUAA